Messenger RNA from Condylostylus longicornis, 909 nucleotides. RefSeq lists its product as uncharacterized. Gene Ontology annotation, molecular function: oxoglutarate:malate antiporter activity. The record is from RefSeq and is a predicted model, not a curated record. Lineage: Eukaryota; Metazoa; Arthropoda; Insecta; Diptera; Dolichopodidae. The transcript has 9 exons. Gene Ontology annotation, biological process: transmembrane transport. The coding region runs from base 1 to 909 and encodes 302 amino acids.
AUGACGUCUGAUGGUCGCCCAGCUUGGCUAAAGGCCGUUCAACCGUUUGCUUUGGGAGGUCUCGCAGGAUGUGUGGCAACUACAAUUAUUCAACCAGUAGACAUGGUCAAAGUCCGUAUCCAACUUGCUGGUGAGGGAGGAGCUGCCGCUGUUCGUGGUCCUUUCGCAAUUGCGGGUGGAAUUAUCAAGAAUGAGGGAUUUUUUUCACUGUACAAGGGGCUUGACGCCGGUCUUAUCCGGCAGAUCACCUACACAACAGCAAGGAUGGGCUUGUUUCGGGUCAUUACUGAUGCAAUGAAGAAACCAGAGGAAUCUGUGCCUUUGCACAAAAAAGCUUUCGCUGGUCUUGCUGCCGGGGGCCUAGCUUCAGUAGUCGGGAAUCCCGCCGAUUUGUCCCUCAUCCGUCUACAAGCAGACGCCACGCUUCCUCCCGAGGCGCGCCGCAAUUACAAGGGAGCGGUCGAUGCAUUGACCCGCAUCGCGAAGGAAGAAGGCAUAUGUGGAUGGUGGCGAGGCUGCACCCCAACAGUCGCUCGCGCAAUGGCGUUAAAUAUGGGGAUGCUUGCGUCUUUCGAUCAAUCGAAAGAGAUGCUAGAGAAGCGGUUUGGUCCUGGAUGGGGAGCAACUUUAACUGCAAGUGCUAUUUCUGGAUGGUUCGCGGUCACGUUCUCAUUACCCUUUGAUUUCAUCAAAACUCGUAUUCAAAAGAUGAAGGCAGAUCCAAUCACGGGGGAAUUGCCGUAUAAGAACAUGGUCGAUUGUGCAUCAAAAACCUUCCGUGCGGGGGGGCCGACGGCAUUUUAUGCGGGCUACCUGACUUACUAUUUCCGUGUUGCUCCACAUGUCAUGAUUACCCUUGUUUUUCUCGACUGUACCAAUAAGGCAGUCGCUCAAUUUUACCGAAAGUGA